Xenopus laevis (African clawed frog) is the source of this 1877-nucleotide messenger RNA. RefSeq names its product gastrula zinc finger protein XlCGF57.1-like. The record is from RefSeq and is a predicted model, not a curated record. The coding region runs from base 481 to 1689 and encodes 402 amino acids. The transcript has 3 exons. NCBI's taxonomy places the organism in Eukaryota, Metazoa, Chordata, Amphibia, Anura, Pipidae.
CACACAGAGCCCAGGAGAGGACUGAUCACAUGACUAAAUCAGAGGGAACCCCAAUAUUACAGACCAGACAACAGAACCCAAGUAAAGAGGAGAGAGAGGUCACAUGAUGUCCAGAGAAGACUCAGCUUUCCGUUCAAUCUUCCAUUCUUCUCUCCUGUUUGUACCACCGAGCAAACUCCUCAUACAACAAUCAAUGACCCCGUAUUUAUGUUGUUGCUUUGGGAUAACAGUCAUCAAAAUCUACUGAUUAAGUCAAUGAAGGCCUCAAGGGAACAUUAAAGUACAACACAGGAGAAUGUGUAAAUGUGGCUCAGUAUAAAGCCAGGCUGAGUGUGAGCCAAGUGCAUGGAAUGAGAAUCACUGACUGAGUUCCCAAGCUUUAUGGUCUGUUGGAUGUGGGAAAGCCUUCUGUGACUGGUCAUCUUCUCACCCACCUCUGUACUUGUACUGGAAACAAUAGACGUUGCCUUCAAAGACAAGAUGGAAACACAGGAGAAACAUUUGGCCAGCAAUCCUCUUAGAACCAAUGAAUAUGGGAAAACAUGUGAGAGCAGCCUUCAAACCCUCUUUGGAAUAUACACAGGGGAGAAACCAUUCACUUGUACAGAAUGUGGCAAAGGCUUUACUCAGAAGCGUAACCUUGCAUCUCAUAUGACGAUACACACAGGGGAGAAACCAUUUUCUUGUACAGAAUGUGGGAAAGGCUUUACUCAGAAGAGUAAUCUUGUAUCUCAUAUGAAAAUACACACAGGGGAGAGACCAUUUUCUUGUACAGUAUGUGGGAAAGAAUUUGCACACAAACACAGACUUUUAGGUCACCUGAAAAUACACACAGGAGAGAAACCAUUUCCUUGUACAGAAUGUGGGAAGCACUUUGCACACAAGUAUCACCUUGUAUCUCAUAUGAAAAUACACACCAGAGAGAAAGCAUUCACUUGUACAGAAUGUGGGGAGCAUUUUGCAAACAAGGUUGACCUCUUAGGUCACCUGAAAAUGCACAAAGGGGAGAAACCAUUCACUUGUACAGAAUGUGGCAACAGCUUUACUCAAGUGAGUAGCCUUGUAUCUCACAUGAAAAUACACACAGGAGUGAGAGCUUUCACUUGUACAGAAUGUGACAAAUGCUUUACUCACAAGUAUCACCUUGUAUCUCAUAUGAAAAUACACACAGGGGAGAAACCGUUCACUUGUACAGAAUGUGGUAAAGACUUUACUCAAAAGAAUAAUCUGGUAACUCAUAUGAAAAUACACACAGGGGAGAAACCAUUCUCUUGUACAGAAUGUGGGAAUCACUUUGCACACAAGAUUAGCCUCGUUAAUCACCUCAAAUUACACACAGGGGAGAAACCAUUCAUUUGCACAGAAUGUGGCAAAAGCUUUUCGAGAAAGAGUAACCUUGAAUCUCAUUUGAAAAUACACACAGGAGAGAGGCCAUUCAUUUGUACAAAAUGUGGCAAAGGCUUUACUAAAACAAGUUGCCUUGUAUCUCAUAUGAUAAUACACACAGGAGAGAAACCAUUCAUCUGUACAGAAUGUGGAAGAGGCUUUUCUCAGAUGGGUAGCCUUGUAUCUCAUAUGAAAAUACACACUGGGGAGAAACCAUUUACUUGUACAGAAUGUGGAAGAAGCUUUUCUAGAAAGAGUCACCUUGAAUCUCAUAUGAAAACACACAAGUGGGUGAACCUUUAACUUCUACACAUGUGACAAAGACUUUAUUUAAAUGAUAAACCUCGUAUCUUAUAGGACAUAUACACAGGAGAGAAACCAUUCACUUGGAAAGAAUGUAGCAAAAGAUGUAUGUACUCGUAUCUUGUAUGAAAUACACUCAGGGAGAAACCUUUAAAAUAUCUACAUGAUGAUUAAACUUUUUGUUUGUA